AUGCAAAACCCAAAUAGUGUUUCUAACGGGGGGCGGCUGCUGGAUGCAGCAGGGGAGCUGAUCACAGCCGCAUAUGAGCUUGGAGUCGCCCACCCUCCUGGCUACCCUCUCUUCACUCUACUGGCCAAACUGGCCACGGGGCUCCUGCCUUUCGGCUCCCCCGCCUGCCGGGUCAAUCUCCUCUGCAGCUUGGUGGGAGCAGCUGCUGCCUCUUUGCUUUUUUACACGGUUUUCAGGCUUUCUGGCUCCUAUGCUGCAGGAAUCCUUGCUGCGGGGGUGUUUUCAUUCUCUCGUCUAACAUGGCAAUGGUCCAUCACGGCGGAGGUUUUCAGCUUAAACAAUCUGUUUGUGGGGCUGCUGAUGGCUCUCACCGUGCAUUUUGAGGAGGCAGCCACUGCAAAGGAGAGAUCCAAGAUCUCUAAACUUGGUGCCUUUUGCUGUGGGCUCAGUUUGUGCAACCAGCACACAAUAGUGCUUUAUAUCGCCUGUGUUGUGCCUUGGGUUCUUGCCCGGCUUCUCAGAAAGAUGGAAUUGUCCCUAGGCCAUUUGCUGAAGUUGGGUUUAUGCUUCUUGGCUGGUUUGCUGCCUUAUCUCUAUCUGCCGGCUUCAUCCUACCUCAAUCAAGCCCGUUGGACAUGGGGAGACCAGACGACUUUUCAAGGAUUUUUGACCCACUUUCUCAGGGAAGAAUAUGGGACAUUCAGUCUGGCCAAGUCUGAGACAGGAUCCACUAUGAGAGAGAUGCUGAUUUUUCAGCUGGCACAGAUGAAGUCGGAGCUCUCCCUUCCUGUCCUUGCCCUGGCACUCGUGGCCUGUGUGAGCGCGAUGCUGCCGACAAAGCAGCAGAAGUCACCCGUGAUCUGGCUCUUCACUGGCAUGCUCUGUCUUUAUUCCCUUUUCUUUGCUUGGAGAGCAAAUUUGGAUAUUACAAAACCUCUCUUUCUGGGUGUGGUAAGUUACACUCCAAAAAUUCCCCUGACCGCCGUGCUGGAGGGCAGCCGGGUGCUGCUGUGGCUGGAGCAGCUUUCUGCCCUCAUGCUUGUUGCUUCUCAAGUCUGGGCAAAUUAUAGUGCUUGUGACCAGAGCAACAACUAUGUUGUUGAUAAGUUUGCAAGGAAUCUGCUGUCCUCUAUGCCACCAGGGGCAGUGAUCUUGCUAAGAGGAGACUUACCUGGGAACGCUCUUCGUUAUGUUCAUUAUUGUGAAGGGAUGAGACCUGAUGUCACCUUAGUGGACCAGGAGAUGAUGACUUAUGGGUGGUAUUUACCCAAGCUGGCCAAACAUUUACCUGGUGUUCAUUUUCCUGGGAGCCGGUGGAACCCCGUGGAAGGAAUAUUACCUGAUGGGACACUUGCUUUUAAUCUCCAUCGUUUCCUCAAAGUAAAUAAACAUAAGGAAGUGUUUGUCUGCAUAGGUCUUCAUGAAGGGGACUCAACCUGGAGGAGGGGCUAUUCACUCUGGCCGUGGGGGACGUGUGAAAAGUUGGUUCCUUCUGAUGUUGUCUUUGAUCCAGCAGAGUGGAUUCAUCUUACAAGAAAUCUCUAUAACUGGACUGAGGACUAUGGCAGUUUCAAGCCCUCUUCCUGGGAAGCUGUCGCCAACGAGGAGAUGUGGCAAGCCAGGAUGAAAACAGCUUUCUUUAUAUUUGACCUUGCAGAAACUGCCAGUGUGACUCCAGAAAUGAAAUCCCAACUUUACACCUUUGCCUACACUUCUUACAAAGAAAUUGUCAACUCUCAUCCAAAUCACCCAGUGAACUGGCACAAAAACUACGCCAUCGCCUGCGAGAGGAUGUUGCGUCUCCAUGGGGUGGAUGUGGAUCCUGAGGCCUUGCUCUCUGACACGGUGAAACAUUUCCUUCUGUACUCUGAGAAAGCAGAGGAUGAUCCCCAGAAGCAGGAUAUUCUGCAGGCUGUGGAGCACCUGAAGAAAGAGCUACAGGGACUGAGGGAAAUGAAAGAAGGUCUGAGACGGAGGCCUGGGUAGCGCCUGGUCCUCUACCCACCUGCUGAAGUGCUGACAUUUCAAAGUCUUCAAAUCUGAAUUAGUCCUUGAUGACAUGAGGGU
This is a messenger RNA of Chaetura pelagica (chimney swift), 2067 nucleotides long. It is a transcript of the gene TMEM260, whose product is annotated as transmembrane protein 260. The record is from RefSeq and is a predicted model, not a curated record. Bases 1 to 1986 code for a protein of 661 amino acids. The transcript has 16 exons. NCBI's taxonomy places the organism in Eukaryota, Metazoa, Chordata, Aves, Apodiformes, Apodidae.